This is a messenger RNA of Jaculus jaculus (lesser Egyptian jerboa), 1276 nucleotides long. It is a transcript of the gene Ido1, whose product is annotated as indoleamine 2,3-dioxygenase 1. Gene Ontology annotation, biological process: 'de novo' NAD+ biosynthetic process from L-tryptophan. Lineage: Eukaryota; Metazoa; Chordata; Mammalia; Rodentia; Dipodidae. The transcript is spliced from 10 exons. Gene Ontology annotation, cellular component: cytoplasm. Gene Ontology annotation, molecular function: heme binding; L-tryptophan 2,3-dioxygenase activity; metal ion binding. The coding region runs from base 1 to 1179 and encodes 392 amino acids. The record is from RefSeq and is a predicted model, not a curated record.
AUGGAAGGUUCUGGAAAGAUUCCUGCAAAAUAUCACAUAGAUGAAGAUAUGGGCUUUGCUUUGCCACAUCCACUGAAAGAGCUACCUCCUGAUUAUAGUGCCUGGACUGCCAUUGCUCGGGAUCUGCCAAGGCUUAUUGAGACAGGCCAACUCCGAGCAAAAGUUGAGAAGCUGCCAUUACUCGACAUUGAUGACCUUCAAGGGCACAGGUCACAACGCCUGGGACAUUUGGCUCUGGGGUACAUCACCAUGGCAUAUGUGUGGGAUGGAGACAACGGAGAUGUCCGAAAGGUGCUGCCAAGGAAUGUAGCUGUUCCAUACUGCAAACUCUCAGAGAAGCUGGGGCUGCCUCCCAUUCUGGUUUAUGCAGACUGUGUCCUGGCAAACUGGAAGAAAAAGGACCCCAAUGGGCCCAUGACUUAUGAGAACAUGGACAUUUUGUUCUCGUUCCCUGGGGGGGACUGCAGUAAAGGAUUCUUCCUGAUCUCUCUACUGGUGGAAAUAGCAGCUUCUCCUGCCAUCAAGGUGAUUCCUACAAUAUUCAGUACAGUGCAACGUCAGGAUCAGGAGGCUUUGCAAAGGGCACUGCUCGAAAUAGUCUUCUGCCUGAAAGAAGCUCUGAGGGUGUUUCAGAAAAUCCAUGAGUACGUGGAUCCAAGUCUAUUUUUCAAUGUUCUUCGUAUAUAUCUGUCUGGCUGGCAAGGCAACCCUCAGCUGCCAGAUGGUCUACUCUAUGAGGGUGUCUGGGACACCCCCAAAAAGUUUGCAGGGGGCAGUGCUGCCCAAAGCAGCAUCUUCCAGUGUUUUGAUGUCCUUCUGGGAGUAAAACACGGCAGCAAGGGAGGGUUCCUCCAGGAAAUGAGAACCUACAUGCCACCAGCUCACCAGAGCUUCCUUUGCUCGUUAGAGUCAGGACCAUCGCUCCGUGACUUUGUCAUUUCAAGCGGCAAUGAUGACUUAAAGGAAGUGUAUAAUAAGUGUGUGGAAGGUCUUGUCUCCCUGAGGGAUUACCAUCUACAAAUAGUGACCAAGUACAUUCUGAUUCCUGCAAGACAGCACUGCAGGAAAGAUGAAAAAUCAGAGGAGCAGUCAGACCAGGAAAACAGAGGGACCGGUGGCACUAACCUCAUGAGUUUCCUAAAGUCUGUGAGAAAUGCAACCCAGGAAGCCUUUCUGUAGGGUGAUUGUUGGAGCCAGAAGAAGUGCCUUUUAUCAGAGUAAUAAUCUGCAUUUACUCCUGUCAUUUCUCUUUACAUCAGACCCAUGAACUAAUACC